Seminavis robusta is the source of this 1392-nucleotide messenger RNA. The record is from the annotation of a GenBank genome assembly. NCBI's taxonomy places the organism in Eukaryota, Bacillariophyta, Bacillariophyceae, Naviculales, Naviculaceae.
AUGGUGAUUUCGUUUGCCCUUGCCCUCACGCUUCUUGUGGAUGUUGCCUCCGCUGCAACAUCUGGCAAAGCGACUUAUUACGGUGGAAACGUGGCCGGGAAUGCUUGUGGAUUCAACAGCAUGAACACGGGAUCCUUUCCCUAUGGAUUCGGUGCUGCCAUUGGUGGCAACAAUUUUGACAGUGGAUAUGGUUGCGGUAGCUGCUACCAAAUCAGGUGCAUUGGCCCCUAUGGCUCAAACCCCUCCUGUUUCUGUGAUCCAGACCACCCCACUGUUACCGUAUGGGCCAAUGAUCAAUGCCCCGAAUGUGGAGAUGAUCACAUUGACUUGAACACUGAGGCCAUGGAGUACAUUGUUGCCGAUGGAUUGGCUGGCACAUGUGGAGAGAUUGAAAUCGAGUUUGAGCAGGUCAAUUGUGACUUUGACGGCAACCUGGAGGUCCGAUCCAAGUCGGGCACAGGUCCCUACUGGUAUGGAUUGCACCUGGACAAUGUAGCUGGUUAUGGAGCCAUCAGCAGUGUUACCCUGGAGGAAGAAGGCAACUUACACAGCUGCGACAAAGCUGGCGGUCCUUCGUUCUGGCAGUGUUAUUUGGUGAAUACACCUGCAACGGUCCCUAUGGAUGUCACCUUGGUGGAUCAGGGAGGACGGUAUCUGACCUGCAGUGGUUGCAUUGACAACUUUAAUGGUGAUACUUCCUAUGAUUUUGGAAGCAACUAUGGAUCUGGAUUGCCCACUGGCAGCCUUCCAACUGGUCCGUCUUCUCCAGCAACUCCCACGAGAUCUCCCACGAGAAGCCCAACCAGAUUUCCCACGAGAAACCCAACGAGAGUCCCAACAAAGGCUCCAACUCCAACGGUUGCUGGCACUCCCACUAGAUCUCCCACGAGGAGCCCGACGAGAAACCCAACGAGAAACCCAACAAAGAGUCCAACAGCUGGUUCCACUCCAACAGCUGCCACUCCAACAGCGGCCACCCCAACAGUUCCAUCGUCACCUACCGAUUCAACCCCAACGUCUCCACCGAUUCCGAAUUGCUUUUCCGAGACAGCUACAGUCGACGUCUUGGACAAGGGAAAGGUUGCUCUCAAGGAUCUGCAGGUCAACGAUUGGGUGGCAACUGGCGCAGCCACUGAGUCGGAAGGAUGCCGUGCGGUUGGCCCUCGUGGGCACCAUCCAGUUGUCGAUCAUGCCAUUGAGCUGGUGCGUUGGGCAGAGCAACAAAAUGUAGGGUUGCAAUGGGCAGUGUUAGGCCUUUGUUUGGUGGUCAUGCUGGUGUUUACCCUUGUGGAAAAGGCGUGGCUAAACGCAACCGCCAGCAGUUUUGUGGUUACAAUGGCAGUGGCUGCUGCAACUCACUUCUACAGCCGAAAAAAGGGAAGUCAGGUGUAG